AUGUCCGGAAUAUCCACCACCCUAGAGUUUUUUUCCAAGGACCAUCUGAUCAUUGACGUGCUAUCCAAGUACAGCAAAUGCUGGUUCUCUGCAAACACCAAAUGGACGAACCUCACUCUGGACUUGAACGUCAUGUGGCAAAGCUGCGGCAUUGUGCAAUUCGAACAAAAUGCCUUGGACCUUUACAGCAAAGGAAGUUCGGUUCCGACAGUAUUUGAAACCUCCAUCGACGUCGGUGACAACGGGGUCGAAUUUCUAGAACUUCUUCCCUACAUCAACAUAUUCUCACAAUGUAACUUCAGCCACAUCACAAUGCUCUCCAUACACCUCACUUUCUCCCCGAACACGGCACCCACAGCCAUUUCUCGCCUUCGGGAUGUUAUAGCUCAUUUCGUGCACGUUUUGCCCGAGGUUCAAGCACUCGCCACCUCAAUGGAAGUUAUUUCUGAGCUCACGAGGUUUCCACGAGACGCUGGUAACCCAACUCCAUUUCCCAAACUGAAAGCGCUAACUCUGUACGACAUGUUUCUGAUUCGGGAGUACGAUGAGACGGGUGAGCACGACGAUCCUGGACGGGAAGCAGCCGAGCUGUUCUUUCGGCAGCGGCAGGAAGACGGGUGUCCUAUACAGGUUCUUGAUCUCACGCCGUGCAAGUGCAGCACCUUGCCUGACAUGAGCUAUCUGGAAAACGUGGAGGGUAUGAAAGUAGAAUGGCUCGACAGAGGGGGAAAUUGGCAAGAGGCAAGAUGUGGGUCAGGAAGAGUCGCGCAAGGACUCGGCUGGAAUUUCAGUGUCAGGAAGAUGUAG
Messenger RNA from Cyclocybe aegerita, 807 nucleotides. The record is from the annotation of a GenBank genome assembly. NCBI's taxonomy places the organism in Eukaryota, Fungi, Basidiomycota, Agaricomycetes, Agaricales, Hemipholiotaceae.